This is a messenger RNA of Salmo salar (Atlantic salmon), 2407 nucleotides long. It is a transcript of the gene pdxkb, whose product is annotated as pyridoxal (pyridoxine, vitamin B6) kinase b. Gene Ontology annotation, molecular function: pyridoxal kinase activity. Gene Ontology annotation, biological process: pyridoxal 5'-phosphate salvage. Gene Ontology annotation, cellular component: cytosol. The record is from RefSeq and is a predicted model, not a curated record. Lineage: Eukaryota; Metazoa; Chordata; Actinopteri; Salmoniformes; Salmonidae.
CACACUUUUUUCUAUUUCACAAAAUUGCUGUCACGUCCGUUCCAUUAUUGCGCUUGUGAUGUCAGUGGAUUUAGGUGCCCGUCACGAAUGCCUGAAGAAUAAUGAUGUGUCUCGUCAAUGAGCGUUUCUGUGUGGGUUCCAUGUCCUUCAGUUUAGUGGCUGGAUUCUGAUUUUACCCUCACUGAAAACACCUUGGAUUGUGGACUCGGGAUCGCUGCUUUACGUGCAGCCCUGAACACAAAACCUGCGUUUGUUUUGCGCGGAUUGUGUAGCGUGUUUUAUUCUAACUUUAUGCACGAAAUGGAAUGCAGAGUAUUGUCAAUUCAGAGUCAUGUUGUCAGGGGAUAUGUUGGCAAUAAAUCGGCAUCAUUUCCGUUACAGGUGCUGGGUUUUGAGGUGGAUUCAAUCAACUCGGUACAGUUCUCCAAUCAUACAGGUUACUCCCACUGGAAAGGCCAGGUGCUGACCGCGGACGAGCUGCACGUCCUCUACGAGGGGAUCAAGCUCAACAACGUCCACCACUACGACUAUGUUCUCACAGGGUACACUCGAGACACUUCCUUUCUGGAGAUGGUUGUGGACAUCGUACAAGAGCUGAAGAGGGCCAAUCCUAACCUUGUGUAUGUGUGUGACCCGGUGCUGGGGGACCAUGGCUCCAUGUAUGUUCCAGAGAAUCUGCACCCGGUCUACAAGAACAAGGUGGUGCCAGUGGCCGACAUCAUCACACCCAAUCAGUUUGAAGCAGAGCUCCUGACAGGGAAGAACAUUAGCACAGAGAAAGAUGCAGUGGAGGUGAUGGACCUGCUCCAUAAGAUGGGUCCUGACACGGUGGUCAUCACCAGCUCUGACCUGCCCUCGCGUCUGGGUGACCGCUUCCUUGUGUCCCUGGGCAGCCAGAGGACGUUGAUGCCUGAUGGUACCAAGUCCACACAGAGGGUCCGUAUGGAAAUCCCCAAGGUGGACGCUGUGUUUGUGGGGACAGGGGACCUGUUUGCUGCGAUGCUGCUGGCCUGGACUCACCACUACCCCAAUGACCUCAAGACUGAUGGCCUGCAUCUGAUGGUCAAUCUGAGGGGAGGGAGGGAGCAGCGUUGAGGCUGCCUCUUACCCGACUCACCGUCCCUCCUCUCUCCCUCCCUCCGCUCGGAAAAGGGGACUCAGUCUUCCAGCUGAUGGUGAAACUUAAGUCGCACUCCAUUAUUUCUGCCUCAUGCACCAAUUCAUGUUGUUACUCCUAUGAGCACAGAAAAUGAAAUAUUCCUUGAUAUUAAAAAAGACACAAGCCGCUAAUAAUAACAACGCAAGCUUAUCGGAAAACUUUCCGAUACUCAUUCAUUGCAUCUGCAGUGCUGGUUGUAGUGUGAGUGGAAGUAGGGAGAACACACAUUUAAUGACUUGUUGAACAAAGUGUUGACAGUGCUAAAUAACAACUUAAACAGGAACUUACUUACUUAUAAAAACAUCAGCACUUUGCUGUAUUCGUUGAGUCUCUCCCUAGUCAUGGUUUUAAAAGUUUUGAAAUCUCACAUUACCUACCAACUUUGCUGUGCGUUCGAGGCUUCUUUUUACAGUCUAUGGCGCAAGGAAACUGUAGACACGGAGAUCUGAGUUAUGUGAUUGGCCAGCGGUAGACAUAUAGGUGCACUUGAUUUGCUCUCCGGGCCUGCCGGGUAGGCGGACUUCUACCUUCAGACACAUUAAAUGGUUCAAAAUGGUAACACUUUGCCUUCCCGGCGCUAGGGCUGCUGAAUCAAGUGCACCUACCACCAACAGCAUGAAACAAAUUAAAAACGCAAGGCUUUAUCAUUGGGUUUUUCACAGAAAUGUUUGGUGACCGACUAGGAAUGGCUUGGAGAUGGACCAAUCGCGAUCGACCGGUUGUUGACCACUGCCCUACAUGCUGAUCUUGAGUCAGUUUUGCAUUUCCCCCACUAAUGGUUAAGAUUGGGGAAGGGGAAGAUCAUCCUAGAUCUAGGGGAAACUUCACCCCGGACUGUGAUAGUAAUGGCCUUCCAUGGCCCUGCCCAUGCAGUCAUAGAAGCAAUCAAUAUAAUAGAUUGGAGGUGCACCCUCUAGGUUUUAUAGCUCUCUCUUGUAUAGCUAAAGCUCACCACUGAUACUGUCAGCAUCAUACUUAGAAUAAUAGUGAUAUCAAUCAGUCAGCUACGUUCCCACCAUUCAAACUUCCCCCCAAAAUUCUCAAGGUAAGGUCAAACUUGAUAGUUCUGGUAUGCUGGAGCUCUUACCAAUAUUUCAAAAAUUGUCUGGACCACUGAAGGGGUGCUCAGUCCUAGGAUUUUAUAACCACAAUUGUAAAAGAAGGAUCUGGAUGGCAGCUUAAUUUCCUUUGAAAGUUUCAACAUUGCUUUGACAAACAAGUCUCUCUCUGUCUUUCUCUCUCUCUCUC